This is a messenger RNA of Pochonia chlamydosporia 170, 2985 nucleotides long. Its product is annotated as eukaryotic translation initiation factor 2c. The coding region runs from base 1 to 2985 and encodes 994 amino acids. Lineage: Eukaryota; Fungi; Ascomycota; Sordariomycetes; Hypocreales; Clavicipitaceae. Gene Ontology annotation, molecular function: protein binding; RNA binding. The record is from RefSeq and is a predicted model, not a curated record. The transcript is spliced from 2 exons.
AUGUCCGAUCGUGGACGCUCUCCAACUCCCUCCGGGGGAUCAGCUGGAUCUCGCCGCCCGUCUCAGGGCCCACAGAGCUCAGCUCCCGGAAGUCGCACCGGAUCGCCUUCGAGGCCAGGUCCAGGCUCUGGAUGGGUUGCUGGUCCUGGCUAUGACCCUGCCAAACCUGCGGGACAGCCAGACAAGGGAAACACCAGAAUGGAACUUCCCCCAGAUGCCUAUGUCACCGACGCCCAGAAAGACAUGUUUGCCGCGAGAGGUAAUAGGUUCAAUACUGAGGGCAGCAAUGCUGUCGUCGAAGUGAACCAGUAUCGAAUGAGGAAGUUUAACUUCUCCAAAAACAUCUAUCAGUACGAUGUGGUCAUCUCUCCGGACACUGAACGGAAGGCAGCAUUGAUGAAAAAAAUCUGGACAAACUCAGCCACCAAAGCCGCGCUUCAAAAGUAUUCAUAUGAGAUGUGGAUCUUUGACGGGCGAAAGCUUGCCUGGGCUCCUGGCAAGGUUGAUCGUGGCGAACUUCGCUUCACAGUCGACUUGGACGAAGGAAAGCGACCUCAAGGUGCACCGGUGCGCGAUGGCGCUCGAUUUCAUGUUACCCUGCGAGCCACCACGGAAGUGCAGGUCAGUGCGAUCCGCGGAUAUCUUGACCACAAAGUGCAGUUCAACUCCGGCGUCCAAGUCGCUUUGAACUUUUUGGAUCACCUGCUCCGCCAGUGGCCGUCUCAACAUAUGACGGCCAUCAAAAGGAACUUCUACAGUGAUACGGCACAAGGCAGGCCACUUUUGGAUGGCCACGUCCUUGAGGUGCACAAGGGCAUAUAUGCAUCUAUUCGCCUCAGCCACAACAUUGCUCAGGGUGGAACAGGCCUCGCUCUGAAUGUUGACAUUGCCAACACAGUUUUCUGGACUGGACCACAGCCAGUAGAUCAACUCAUGUGUAAUUACUUGGGUAUUUGUGAUCGAAGAUGGAAAGGCUUAAAUCCGUCGACUAUCAGUCAGCACCUUCGGCCUGUGCGAGAUAACAAAGGCAGAGUGCAGUCUUCGGAGGCUUUCAAGAACCUCCGGAAGAUGAGAAAGCUGAAAUUCACUAUCAAGCACCCAAACAGGCCCAAAGAAUUAAGUGAAAAAGUUCAUACCAUCAUGGACUUUUCUUUUGAUGAAAAAUAUGGCCCUGAAGGUGCUACGGCCAAAACUGUCACGUUCGAAUACAAUGGGUCUCAAAUCUCUGUUGCCGACUACUAUAAACAAAAGUACAAGGCACAUCUCAAAUAUCCCAGCCUGCCCCUUAUUUUUGCUGGCAAAGCAGGGCACAUCCCCAUGGAAUUUGCUCACAUUGAGUCGAUGCAACGGUAUGCGUUUAAGCUUACCCCAGAUCAAACGGCAGCAAUGAUCAAAAUUGCCGUUACGCGUCCUCAACAGCGACGGGGGGACAUUGAAAAAAAUUACCAGGGUCUUCAACUCACGGCUGACCCGUACUUGAAAAUGUACGGUGUCGAAUUUGAGCCGACGUUCACCAAGACGGACGCCAAGAUUCUGCCAGCCCCUCAAGUAAACUUUGGUCAAGGCAAUGCAGACCCUAAGUUCGCUGGCCGGUGGGAUCUUCGCGGCAAGAAGUUCUGGAAACAGAAUAUCGCGCCUCUGCAGAACUGGGGUUUCAUCGUUAUGGAUAAUUGUGCUAAUUUUGGGCAAUUGCAAGCUUUUGCCAAAAUGUUCCGAAGCACAUUCCUUGGGCAUGGGGGCAAAUGCCCUGUUGAUGCAGUCUUGUUGAACGUUCCCGGCAACAUCAAAAACGACAUCGCUCAAGCUAUGGCUUGGGCACAUGGUGAAAUUUGCAAGCAGAGAGGAUACACACAGUUGCUCUUCGUGGUUGUUGGGCACAAGAACAGCCCUCAUUACGAACGACUCAAAAAGUCCGCAGACUGCAGAUUUGGUAUACUUUCGCAAGUCGUCAAUGGUGCCGCUGUUGUGAGCAACAAUGGUCAGUACCACUCCAAUGUGUGUAUGAAGGUCAACGCAAAGCUUGGAGGUACGACGUCUCGUACUCUUGCACCGUGGAAGAGCCAGCCAACAUACUUCCCCAAGGAUCGUCCAACCAUGAUUAUCGGUGUUGAUAUCUCGCAUGGUGCACCUGGAGGUGGAUUGCCAUCAACAGGUGCGAUGACCAUGUCUGUUGACCGUGAUGCCAACAGAUAUGCCGCCAUGGUCGAAUCGAAUGGCUAUCGCGUUGAGAUGUUGACGUCCCGAAAUGUUCACUUCAUGUUCGGGCAGUUGUCUAAAUAUUGGAUGGCUGGUCACGAUGGUGCUUUCCCGAAGCACAUUAUCUACUUCCGAGAUGGGGUUGCCGAAGGUCAGUUUGCCCAGGUCCUCGAUCAAGAGAUUCGAGAGAUCAAGCUGUAUCUUCGGGAGAAGGCACCCAAUGCUCCAUUACCCAAGUUCACGGUGAUUGUAGCUACCAAGAGACACCACAUUCGCUUUUUUCCCCAGAGAGGCGAUAGAAAUGGCAAUGCGCUCCCUGGCACCUUGGUGGAGCGUGAGGUCACGCAUCCCUUCAUGUGGGAUUUUUAUCUCUGCUCUCAUGUUGCCAUUCAAGGUACCGCCCGGCCGGUUCAUUACCAUGUCAUACUCGAUGAAAUGGGUGUUCCGGUGAAUGACCUACAAAAGAUGAUUUACCACCAGUGUUACUCUUACGCUAGAUCAACAACACCAGUGUCGCUGCACCCUGCGGUGUAUUAUGCCCAUCUGGCUUGCGCCCGAGCACGAGCGCACGAGAACAUUGCAACUAGCGAAGGCUUUAGGGCUGGUGCCAAGGGACAUGAGAUGAUUCGCGAUCAAGUUGCAAAGGGUCAGACGCUGGGAGGCCCGCCACGAGGAACGGAUGCGCCGCCUUUGCUCCAGCUUGGAGGAAAGCCAGGGGGAGACAAGCCUCCAGCUGACGGCGAACUUCGGCAAAGGGACUUCUUUAGAAGCACCAUGUGGUACAUCUAA